GGAUGAAGCCGCGUUCUCUGGAUAUGGAGGAUCUGGUGAGGAGCCUCCCGGGAGGUCGGAGAUCACAUGACAUGCAGGUAUUUCCCCUCCACACAUGGAGGUCACAAGGUCUUGUUGGGGUCCACAGAGGAUGGCUGGCAAAAUAUUAAUCACAGAGCAGAGGUUUCGGGCCUCUCUGGACCCCCCGACAUUCACUCAGCACAGAGAAUGCCGGAAAAUGGCACCCAAAACCCCGGAAGAGAUGUCAGCCGAAGGCAGAGAGUCGUCUGCCGGACUCAGAGCUCGGAGCCGGGCAGAAGCUGGUGCCGUACUUUUCUUCCUCAUCUUCAGAAAAUGGUGACCCGGGUCCCUGGCUGGUCUCCGUCACGGUGUCCCCUCCUCCUCCCCCCCUCAGCCCUGGUACCCCCGCAGUCCUCGGGGGCGUGGUUCCUCGGUCUCAGCCCGUCUCUGCGCUCCUCUCCGGUGGAUGAUGUCACAGUGGGCGGGGUCGUACCACCAGUUUUGUUUGAGGAGGUCCAGAUCUGCUGCAGCUCUCCGCUUCAGGAGCCCACCCUGUCCUCCACCCUGAGCCGGGAUCACAGUUACCAAUCACAGAAGGGGGUCAGUACGGGGGAUCCCGGACCCCAGCAGGAUGAAUCCCGGGGGGAGAAGCAGCAGCCAGACACCAGUGCCGGCACAGAGCUGAAGAUGAGACCUCCGGGAUCGGUGACUAAGUCCAGAGCCUGCAGCAAAGUCAGAGCAGGGAAGGUGAAGCCGCCAGCCUCCGGUCACCCCCCGAGCGCACAUACUUCUGGAAAAGCUGGGAAGCCGUUAGGUCCCACCAGGCUGCAGCCAAUGAGGAAGAAGUGUGUGAACGGAUUCAUCAUGUUCUGCAGACUGAACCGUAAAGCCUAUCUCAGGGUAAAUCCCGGCACGGCGUCCACUGCAGCCACCAGAGACCUGGCAGAUCUGUGGAGAAAUAUGUCCCUGCAGGAGAGGCGGCCAUACUGUAUGAAGGCUCUGCGCUUCAGUCUGAACCACGACCGUCUGGUGAAGCAGAGAAAUGUGAGCCUCCUGCACGGGGACGUGUCUCCACCCAAACCGCUGACUGUGCUGCUGGCGGAGAAGUCCUGUCCGGUCACCUCGGUGCCCAGAUACUCUCUCCAGGAUACGGAGUUCUUCGUUCACGAUCUAUAA
Molecule: messenger RNA, 1176 nt
Organism: Staurois parvus
Lineage: Eukaryota; Metazoa; Chordata; Amphibia; Anura; Ranidae
Source: the annotation of a GenBank genome assembly